AUGAAGCGAUUACCGGAGCAUUUGACUCCCACUGACUUCUACCACGGAUUGCGCCCUUUUCUACAGGGAUAUAAGGCUCUCAGUCCUCAUGAAAUAGUAUUUGAAGGAAUGGAGGAACUCGGACCAAUGGCAUAUUGCGGAGCUAGCGCAGCACAGAGCUCAACAAUACAGUUGAUAGAUGCGUUCCUAAAAGUUGAACAUUCAGGUUUGUAUUUGAACAUUUUUCGAAGACAGUUCGUUUAUAAAAAAAUCAAAUCUCACUGGUAG
Messenger RNA from Ostertagia ostertagi, 267 nucleotides. Lineage: Eukaryota; Metazoa; Nematoda; Chromadorea; Rhabditida; Trichostrongylidae. The record is from the annotation of a GenBank genome assembly.